Triplophysa dalaica is the source of this 1795-nucleotide messenger RNA. It is a transcript of the gene samd7, whose product is annotated as sterile alpha motif domain containing 7. Lineage: Eukaryota; Metazoa; Chordata; Actinopteri; Cypriniformes; Nemacheilidae. The coding region runs from base 1 to 1587 and encodes 528 amino acids. The transcript is spliced from 8 exons. The record is from RefSeq and is a predicted model, not a curated record. Gene Ontology annotation, molecular function: protein binding.
AUGACUCCUCGCGAGCAGCUGAGGAAGAUAACAGCACUGGGAGAGCAGGGUGCUCUGGAUGAGAAACACUGGUACAGACUGGUAAAUGGCAUGUCUGCUGGAGAGCUGCGGCAGAGGCAGGAGCUCAUGAUGAGGAACCAGAUGGCCAUGACUCCGCAGAUCCUGACUCAAGGUCAACAGAGACUGCAGGGUGUACCCACACAGUUUGAUCACCGCUUCAUGGAGAGGGAACUGGUGCCACCGCCUGAGAUGGUAUCAGCUGAUGGCAGACAAAUCCACAUGGGUUCCCAUCUUGGUCCACCGAUGCCUCCAAAUUCCAAUGUCAAUCCAGGCAGAGGAUUUCCAGGCACAGGUUACGGCUUUCUUCCCGCCGAGAGCAUGGAGACGGUUGCUAGAAGACAUGAGUUAAUUCACAAACAGAACAUAGCCAGAAUGGAGAUGAAUGCUAUCCUGCACCAGAAAGAGUUGGAGAACGCCCAACAAAAGGGUCUCAUUGGCAUGGAGAAUCCCAUGAUGUACCAGGGUAUCCAACCCAACCACAUGACCUUCAGGGGUCGUCAGCGUCUUCCAGAUGGACACGACGUCUUCGUCCACCGCACCGCCCUUGAAGACCUGCAUGCCAACAGUCUCCUCAUGUCCAGCCCCUACCCACCAAUCAGCACGCUGCAAAGAGAGCGAGGACGCAGGACAAACCGAAGGGCCACCAAUCAUAAGAUCUCAGACACCAACAUCACUCUCCCCAAAAGCCAGUCAGAAGAGAAGAACAUCGAACAAAGUCCAGGCGGUGGCUCAGGGGAAGACAAGGAUGUAGACGGGAAAGUUGAAAUGUGCAGUGAGGUCAUCAUCACCAAACCACACCAAACCAAAAUGGAAACUGAGCUGUCUUCAGGCAGCAGUAGAAAAAGUUUUAAGGAUGAGACUGGGAUUCGCAAGGUGUGUAUCAGUAGACAGGAGGCCUGUGUGGAAGUCAACAACUGUGAUGUGAGCAACAGUGACAAAGAUAUAUCCAACCCGUGCUCAGCUUUCCAAGAAAAGUUUCUGUACCCAUCUGCCCCGGGUCCACUUACAGGCCUGCCCUACAUGUUCCCCAUGCAACCAAAUGGACUUCUACCAUUGGGAACUCCAAAUUUGUUUGUAAAUGGAGAAGAGAUGUCUUCUCUGGAGGAUGUCCGCAAGUGGACAACUGAAGACGUCUACAACUUUAUCAGGGAAAUACCAAGCUGCUCUGAAUACGCACAGAUUUUUAAAGAUCAUAUGAUUGAUGGAGAAACACUGCCUCUUCUCACAGAGGAUCACCUUCUAGACACACUCGGACUAAAGCUCGGCCCGGCCCUUAAGAUACGAUCACAGUUGUCCCGUCGGAUGGGUAACAUGUUCUACAACAUGAUGAAUUUGCCUCUGGCUGUAUCGGGCCUGCAGCCUCCAGCUGAGAAAAGUGGAGACAGAUCAUCAGACAUCAGCUCUCCUCUCAUCUGUAACAGUGUGGAGAUGCUCGGGAGUCCCAGAGACACAGACGCUCUUAAAUCAACAGAUCCUGUAACUGAAGCUGACAAUCCAUCUCCUACACAAAUGAGUGACACCACCUGAAGAGAGCAUACAGAACUACUGAUCUAUUCACCUUUGACCUCUGAAACACAUGUGAUGUUUGCAUUUGGCCUGACAAAUACUGACUUCAGAACAUUCUAAAUAUUUUGUAAUGUGUGUAAUGCAAUAGGUUUGAAACUUCAUCUCUUAAUAAGAAUCUUAAUGCAGUCCAUACAUUUUUAUACAUAUGUAUAUUUUGUAAAUUAGUUGC